UUAUAAAAUGCCAACUCCUACCCACCAGGUACGCCUGGUGGAAGGACUGGGACCCUUGGUUUGUAUGGGAGCGUCAUUGAUAGAUAAGUAUACUGAUAAGUUUGUAGUUCAAACGAGCGUUGUGAGGACUAUGGAGAAAACCUCGAUACCGAGUUGAUCGAAAGUCCCGGUAGACAUGACGACGGAGACAUAUCAACCGCCUCUGGCUCGAGCGAUAAUGAAAGUCACUGCAAGAUCGAUCUUCGCAAUUGUAGCGGGAUGGUGAUUUGGAAGGAUGCCAACCAUCAGGACCAGCAAACAUCAGACCUGCGCAUCGACCUACUCGUGGAUACCGCAAAGCGAGAAGCUGUUUUUGCCCUCCAUGGCUUCUUCUAUACCAAAAACGGCGGUCACAAAGCCUAUCUUUCGCUACUUGUUUAUCCGGAAAAAGUUGAGUCUAUAGAAUUCGAACGCGCGCGUUUUGUGCCUGAUUCUAUAAUGAACAACAUUCCCGAUGACAGCACUGUUUCUUUGCGUUUCACCAUGACACAACCGCCAAACCUCAUGGUACCAAAGGAUCGGCGUGUUGAGCCGAAGCCGCGGUACCAAGCUGUUGUUGAUACUAUCGCAUCUUUGGGCUCGGUUAAUCGAUUCACCAUUUACCUAAGUGACCUAACACCGGAGAUCCAACAAGAACUGGCUUUACUGCCCUCCGUCUUCUCGUCUGUCCGUCCAUUCGGCCGGUUACAGGCGGACGAGAAGUGGGCGCCCCCUAGCUCAUUGUAUCAGUACACAUUUGCUCAGGUCAUUGACUUGACCAGUGCUGCCCCUGUCUCUAACGGUGAUUCCACCAAGGAAUUCGAGGAGUUGGGAAAUCCAGUUGAGGCAGGAGCCGCCGUACCCCCGCCAUACUCACCAGGAGACUCCCAGCGUUCGAUACAAAGCAUUGGUCCCUCAAGUAAGAAGCGAAGGGCCAGUGAACCCUUGCUUGCUCACACCACGGAAAAGCACGGCGAUUCAGACUCCAGCAUACUGGGAUACGGAACACCAGGAAAAGGGCCUCAACCACCGUACACUAGGAGUGACAGUCUCGCAAGUCCUGCACACUUCUCAACCCCAUCUGACCGUAAACGUCAACGUACCGCAGAACUUCUUUCCCCCGUAACCAACGCCGAUAUCGUUUCAGCAUUGCGCCAAGUCCUCACGUACAACACCUCCCUCUCCAACCGUAUUUCACAGCUCGAAACCCGCCUCGAUCACUGUUCCUCUCGACUCGACUCGUUAAUAACCGAGUUCGUUGCCGCCACCGAUCGCACCCGGACUCCCUGCCGUUAUGACACUGAAGAAGCAGAGCACGUUUUCAGUCAGAUCGACCAGCGCAUCGAAGACGGCAUUCACGACAUACGCCACGAGCUCGAAGACACGAUCAAGGUCGAGGCGGAGGAGCGGGUCACUGAAGAAGUGAGGCUGCAACAUGAGGAACUUCGUGACAAAGUGGAAGCGGACUGGACCGAGGACGUGAGGCAGGGGAUUGCUGAGCAAAUUGCCUCGGAGGUAGAGGAGAAGACGACGCGCGAGGUCCUGAAGGGGAUCGCGGAGGUUUUGAUGGGUGCUUAUCAGGCCAGUCAGGACGGAAUAUCCAGCUUGUUCCCAGGCAACAGCAGAUUCGGUGCGACUGCAGCUCUACCUGGCGAAGCGGCCCUCCGUGCGGCGGUGGAGGAUAUCCAGAGCAAGCAUAAGGAUGAGUUGACGGGAGAGGAAAUGAUUGGGGUGUUGGAUCUCCUCGAGGAAAACCCGCUAAGUGCGGUCAAGUACAAUGCGUGUGGUGAGGAGACGAGAAGGGUGUAUGUGAUGAAGUGGAAGGCGGACGUCUCAGGACGGGGUAUCUUCAAAUCGACAUGGUAUAAGCGAUAAUGGUAGCGAUGGAUAUGUUGGAACUACUGGCAGGCAGAGGGAGUUCUGAUGCGCGCACAAUGACGAAUGAUAAUGGCGACGAUUAAUCGCAUGAUAUUUACUCUCCUAAAUGAACAACGGACAAUCGAUGCUGAGCCCCUUUUCACCAUCUCAUUGGA
Molecule: messenger RNA, 2051 nt
Organism: Neurospora tetrasperma FGSC 2508
Lineage: Eukaryota; Fungi; Ascomycota; Sordariomycetes; Sordariales; Sordariaceae
Exons: 2
Coding region: 259-1893 (544 amino acids)
Source: RefSeq, a predicted model, not a curated record